Striga hermonthica is the source of this 1831-nucleotide messenger RNA. The record is from the annotation of a GenBank genome assembly. Lineage: Eukaryota; Viridiplantae; Streptophyta; Magnoliopsida; Lamiales; Orobanchaceae.
AUGGCUUCAUCCUCCUCCACCGCCAACCAGCUAAUAAUCUCUAACCAACCAACAAUGGCUUCAUCAUCCUCUACCCCCAACCUAUCUUUCCUGGCUAUCCUCAGUACAGUCAACGUGGCCAACUUCGUUUCCAUCAAGCUCUCCGGCUCGAACAACUACGGGUCAUGGAAACUACAAAUGCACUGCCUUAUCCAGGCCUAUAAUUUGGUCCACUUCAUUGACAGGCCGAUCCCGGAAGACGACGGUGAUUGGAUGACAGAGAGAGUGGUUUUGGGGUGGAUCCUUGGAUCGCUGACCGACGCUGUUCUUAAGAGGGUGGCCAAUUCGGCGGCUACCGCCAGGGAUGUGUGGGUGGAGCUGGACAAGAAUUUUAGUGGUCGGCCACAAGUGAUUACUAUGGUGAACGCGUGGGACGAGGACCUAGUGACAAGCUUGCGCCAGAGGAGGAAGUGCAAGGAGGCCAAAGAAUACUUAGAAAGACAUCCGGAGGCCAUCUGUGCCCAAUUAACUUCCAGAUCAGACACAUGUCUCCACUUAGCUGUUGCCACCGGGGAUAAAUUUUUCCAUGAUUACCUCGGUUUAGUCAAGUUUCUGGUUAAGAAUAUGCCGAUCAACCUACUGACAGCGCAGAACAGCCUCGGCGACACCGUCCUCCAUGUGGCGGCCCGGAAUAUUGGUUUUCAUACCAAGGAUCUCUGCGAUAUGUUGUCAGAGCGGCACCACAAAAUCCCUGAUGAUCUCAUGUACGUAGCCAACAACGAGGGUGACUUCCCCUGCCACCAGGCAGCACGGGUCAUUUCAACUAUAGACAUUCGCUACUUUAUAGAGAAGAUGGACAAGAAGGACUGUUUGCUCCCAUACCUCAAGCUUCUGUGUAUGCUGAUUGAUGCUCAGUUUUAUGAUGAAGCUAAGAAGUUAUUUCACAAAUAUCCGGAAUUGGCUGGUUUGAAACUUGAAGAUGGCACCUCAGCUUUGCAAAGGUUGGUGCUCCUGGACACUGCCGUAUGGCCGGGACUUUGGGAUCGCUUAGCUAUCUGGAAUACCAGCAAAGGUCGCACUUUCCAUGCACCAUACCAUUUGAGUUUCGCUAGGGAGAUCAUGGGCCAACUGCAUAAGUUAGAAGACGAGGAGAGCUAUGGAAUCUAUGUGGACGCCAUGCUCACGGCAAUCGAGAACCGCAGUGAAAUAUAUUUCAAAGAGAUUGAACUGACGAUGGGCGAUAAAGUACUUAUGUGGGAUAAGUUGGAGUAUUGCGCUAAUGGAGACUUUCCACUACACUUGGUCGCAAGGUUGGCGCCACCACACAAGCUGAAUCUUGUUUCCGGUGCUGCUCUGCAGAUGCAACGCGAGUUACAGUGGUUUCAGGAAGUAGAGAAGGAAAUGUACAGCUAUAAUGAUUCUUUAAGACUACGGACCAACUACUUCGAGGAAACUGCUGAGAUUGUAUUCACAAAAGCCCACCAACAACUAAAAGUCGAGGGUGAAAAGUGGAUGAAAGACACGGCAAGCUCGUGCACCAUCGCUGCCGCACUAAUAGCCACAGUUGUGUUCACGGCCGCCAUCACUGUGCCUGGAGGCAAUGAGUCGAGCAAAGGUUAUCCAGUCUUCUCCCAGAAAAGAGCUUUCGUAGUAUUCGCGGUCUCGGAUGCCGUCUCCCUCUUCACGUCGACAACUUCACUACUGAUGUUCUUGUCAAUCUUGACUUCACGCUAUGCGGAAAUAGAUUUCUUGUAUGCUCUACCCAAGAGGCUGUGCAUCGGGCUCUUUUCCCUCUUCGUGUCCAUAUUGUUCAUGAUGGUGGCCUUUAGCGCGACACUUUAUUUAGUUUUCG